Molecule: messenger RNA, 1371 nt
Organism: Erigeron canadensis
Lineage: Eukaryota; Viridiplantae; Streptophyta; Magnoliopsida; Asterales; Asteraceae
Product: protein FAR-RED IMPAIRED RESPONSE 1-like
Exons: 6
Coding region: 1-1371 (456 amino acids)
Biological process (GO): regulation of DNA-templated transcription
Source: RefSeq, a predicted model, not a curated record
AUGGUGAAAUUUGAUGCCAUAGGUGAAAAAGGGUAUUUCAGACUCGCAGUUUUCGAAGAAAUACACAACCACCUAAUGGUUCCGCCUCAAUACAGACACCUAUCAAAGCAGGAAAGGCAGCUCAAAUAUGCCGAACAACUGUUUGUGUACUAUGCAUCAGUAUGCAAUAUAGGACCAACCAAGGCACACCAGCUUUAUAGUAGCAUGAAAGGAUGUGACGAAAAUGUCAAUGGAACUGUAAACGAUUUCAGGAAUUGGUCACGGGACUUGAAUGUUUAUAUUAGUGAAAGCGAUUCACAAAUGCUGAUAAACAAAAUGGAAGAAAAGAAAGAGUAUUUCCCCGGUUUUUCGUUCUACUACAUGGCUAAAGAUAGCUUGUUGCACUUGUUGUUUUGGGCAGAUGAAGUUGCCAGGUGCAACUACAAGGAGUUCAAUGACUUUAAGUCAUUUGAUGCCACAUACCAAACAAACAGAUGCAACACGAUGUUUGUGCCUUUCACUAGCAUAGAUAACCGCGGUAAAUGUGUUACAUUUGGAGCGGGGAUCAUACACGAUGAAAGGCAGAAACUUACACUUAGCUGCUUAAUUGUUUCAUGGAGGCAUUCGGUUAAGGACGCGAUUCUAAGUAUUGAAGAUGAAGCAGAAAGAGAUUUUAAACAACGAUUUGACAGUAUUAUUAGGUCCUCCUGGAUACCGACUUAUUUUAUCGACACCUCAAUGUUUGGGCUCAUGCGAACGACCCCAAGAUCUAAAAGUGAGAAUGCCUUCUUCUCCCAUUUCACAAGAUCGGUUUCAAACUUGGUCAACUUUGUGAGUGGGUUCGAAUCGGUGAUGCUGAAGCAAAGGUCAAAGCAAGAGGAUUUGGAUGCCAAGACAAUUAAAACCACCAGAGAGUAUUGCACAAAGCUCAAAAUUGAAAGGGAUGACUAUAGAGGAGUCUGGGCAAGUUUCUGUCAUACCAGAGAAUCGGCAAGAUUAAAAGACUGUGCAAUACAAGCCGUAGAAGAUUGCAACGAUAACCUUGUACCCGAUGAGAAACUGCACGAAGAAUAUAUUGAAAAGGUUAAAGCAUUGAAGAGUGAUGUUGAGAAGAAAGUGCAAAAGACACCAAAGAAGAGGAAGGAAGAUACUAUGGCAGAUAUGAUUGGGACCAGGAGGCAUGACGAAAUCCUUAUAAACAACCCACCAUUCGGAUCAUACAAAGGCUGUGCGAAAAAAAGACGAAUAAUGGGAGGCAAAGAGGUGGGAAUAAAAGAAAGCCAGAAGAGAAAGAAGAUCUGUAUCAACUGUGGAGGUACAAAACACAAUGCAAGGAUGUGCGGUAAAGAACGAGUUACAAAGAAACAAAUCACUUCAACCGAGGCUGAGUAA